AUGGCCAUCAGAAAAUCAAACAAGCUAACGCAGGGUGCAGUUGUGAAGCAAAUUAUUAAAAGGUGUUCGAGUUUGUGUAAGAAGCACGGUUAUGAUGAUGGAGAUCACCUUCCCAUGGAUGUACCGAAAGGACAUUUUGCAGUUUACGUGGGAGAGAACCGAACUCGAUACAUUGUACCAAUUUCUUUCUUGACUCACCCUGAGUUUCAGUGCCUCCUCCACUGCGCUGACGAAGAAUUCGGCUUCGAUCAUGACAUGGGAAUCACCAUUCCCUGUGAAGAAGUUGUUUUCCGAUCACUAACUUCCAUACUCUGGUAAUAGAAGUAUCUGAUUAAAAGAAGAAAAGAGUGAAUGUUAGUUAAGUGUAAGAUUGUUUAGAAAGAAGAAUGGCUUCAAGCUGAAGCAAAAUCUUUUGCUUCUCUUCUUUCUAACAUCUUCCUUCAGUCCAGUUUUUUUUUUUCUUUUUCCUUUUUUGGGCACUUCCUAGUUUUGUUACCCUCUUCUAACACAAACCUAGGAAUCACAUGACAUCAUUUGUUGUUUUAUGGGUCAGAAUCAGAUUUGUAAAAAGAAUCGGGUAAUUUUUGUUCUUGCAGUACUGGUGCUUUUAUGCACCUUGUAAGAAAGCGUUGUGAAUGUCUCAACUUAUAUGCUAUUUUCGAUACAAAAGUCUCUUGAACUAUUUGCAUUCUUACUGCAUCUUUGUUUUGGCAAAGUCCAACAUAUUUGAACCCUCAUAAAGUACAUUCCAACUACAUCAAGAACAACCCCUUAACAUUUUUAGCAAUUUAGCUUAAUCGACCAGAGUCCUCAAAACCCCACAACCUCAAACCAUUUCUACUAAGCGACAUGAAUCCAUGCGUAGGAGCUCUUUAGGAUCGACAUCUUUAACUCAUCUUGUGACAUAUACAAGGCUAUGUCAAUGCCUUUCUUUAAGCCCUUCUUUAUCUAUUCACCUGAUUUCUCAAUCUAAUUCCACAUACUGUUCCUGACAUUCAUUCGUGAAAGCCAAACAUAAACCCCGCUAUUUAGAGGUCCAACUGGAUUACCCUUUGAGCAGCUGAAUUACCAGUUCAUGAACCUGCUUACUCAAUUCAAAUGCAAAAAGCCCAAUAAACGAGAGAAAUUUGAUUCGUGUAAGGCCACCACCCACAUCUUAGUUUCGGAGCAGCCUGACAGGAGUGCAUUGG
Messenger RNA from Lycium ferocissimum, 1190 nucleotides. Its product is annotated as protein SMALL AUXIN UP-REGULATED RNA 12-like. NCBI's taxonomy places the organism in Eukaryota, Viridiplantae, Streptophyta, Magnoliopsida, Solanales, Solanaceae. Bases 1 to 318 code for a protein of 105 amino acids. The record is from RefSeq and is a predicted model, not a curated record. The transcript is spliced from 2 exons. Gene Ontology annotation, biological process: response to auxin.